Messenger RNA from Macroventuria anomochaeta, 2746 nucleotides. RefSeq lists its product as uncharacterized. Gene Ontology annotation, cellular component: mitochondrial inner membrane. The transcript is spliced from 2 exons. Gene Ontology annotation, biological process: mitochondrion inheritance. NCBI's taxonomy places the organism in Eukaryota, Fungi, Ascomycota, Dothideomycetes, Pleosporales, Didymellaceae. The coding region runs from base 108 to 2369 and encodes 753 amino acids. The record is from RefSeq and is a predicted model, not a curated record.
CUCGACCUGACAGCACUCCCCUUAUUCAACAGGAGCCCCUGUACCCCCUGUACCAGGCGCAAGCCCACACAGAAUGAGCGCGUAGUCAUGUGGUUGCUGCAACUACCAUGAGUCGACAGGUAGCACCCUCGCCCGGCGCGUUCCUGCGGUGCGCGCUCGCUCCCCAGCCGCUGAGGCAGAGCGCUCUCCCGCGCUUCGAGGUGGCCGGCUGGCCGGCGCUGUGCAGAGGAAACGGAGCGCAGACACGGACGACAGCAUCGGAUCCGCACAGUCACCGCAUACCGACAUCGAUUCCGACAUCGAUUCCGACACCGAUACCGACAGCCUCAGCGUUCACGCGCCCGUCACACGUCAAGCCAUUGCCCGCGCACGUCAAGCCGUCGCCCGCACACCUCCUUCGAGCCGCGUCGCCCCGGCCGAGCGCGGUCCAGCAAAGCGUCACCGUCGCUGUUCUCGCUGCUUGGAGCAGGGAUGCUUCGACACGAUCACACCGCGCACCGCGCAGAAGCAGCAGUGGCGACCGCCGCAACAAGAGCUCAGCGACCGCGGGCCCGCCCAAGAGCAAGCCAAACCAAGGGGCACCGCAAGCAGAGCUGUCGCCGAACCCCCAGAAUGCCCAGACUCCCCAGACUCCCCAGACUCCCCAGACCCCUCCAACGCCAUCGAGCCCCGCUCAGUCUACGCCAGACACGAAACACGACGACUCGCAUACCAUACUCGACCGCCUCCCCCACCUCCCCCACCUCCCCCACCUCCCCCACGUCCCACACCUGUACCGUCCCAGCAAGGCAGAGCUGCUGGCUGCUGCAUCGGGCUUCUGGUCGCGCAUGAAGGUCCGCUUCAAGUGGCUCACCAUCCGCAGCAACCGCAAGUUCAACGCCGACGAACUGUACGCCCUGUUCUCGUGGGUGCUGGCUGCACACGUAGCCUGGGUCAUUCUGGGCACUACGACCUUCUUCAUGUUGACCGUCUUCCUGAUCAACACUGCCUUUUCGCAGGAAACACUGGCCAAGUGGAUCGGUAACUACCUGACGCAGUCGUCUGGCAUCAAGGUCGUCUUCGAGACUGCUGUCGUGCCCAAGUGGAAGGAUGGUGUCAUUUCGUUCCGCAGGGUCUUUGUGUCCCGCCGACCAGGCCAAGGCCGUGGAAAGGUUAGCAAGGGCUCGCAGACUUCGGCUGCUGCUGAGGCUGCUAUUGCACAGGCAGGAAAGGAUGGGCCGGUGGAAGAGGCGGUGGAGGAAGACACCAAUUACACCCAGUUUGACGUCUCGAUUGACACUGUCAACGUCACGCUGUCCUUCUCAAAGUGGUUCAACGGCAAGGGACUGCUGAAGGAUGUCGAGAUCAAGGGCAUUCGCGGCGUCAUCGACCGCACCUCGGUCCACACUGUGGAAGGCGUCGAUCCACGAUCCUACAAACACGAGCACAACCCCGGCGACUUCGAGCUCGAUUCUUUCAAGAUGGAAGACUUGCUCGUCACCAUCUACCAACCCGACGGCUUCCGCCCCUUCCCUGUGAGCAUUUACUCCUGCGACCUGCCCCAGCUGCGCAAACAGUGGCUAUUCUACGACUUUCUCUCCGCAAACAUGAUGUCUGGCUCUUUCGAUCACUCUCUCUUCACAGUCCACCCGCGCCAAACGCACAACUACACGGGCAUGCAGCUGUCCAACGGCCGCGAUACCGAAGAUGGGUCUACCUGGAAGAAGCACUCUCGUAUACGAAUCGACGGACUGAACAUUGACCACCUGAACCGGGGCUACGACGGCCCAUUCUCCUGGAUCCACGAAGGCAACGUUGACAUCGUGGCCGACAUCAUGCUGCCCAACGACGACGACGAGUCUCUCGCAAAGGUCAUGAGCGACAUGUACGACCGCGUCGAAGCCACUGUCAGCCAAAACGGGCGCGCAGUGAAGCACCAUUUCUCCGAUCACGCCGCCCACGGCUUUGAUCACCACGACGACGAUCACCACCACGAGGAGGAGACAAGCGAAGAAGACGACCGCUUCGUGAUCAUGGACCUGCGCGUCCACCUCAACGACGUGCGCGCCGCAGUGCCCAUUUUCACACGGGACAUCUCGUACGUCAACAAUGCGCUUGUACGACCCAUUGUCGCGUACAUUAACAGCAAGCGCACGUUCAUUCCUGUGAACUGCAGAGUGGUGAAAAAAGUCAGCGAGUUCGAUGGCAGCUGGACAUUGUACGAUAGCGGGUUGAUGGCGGAAGUCUCGCGCGAGAUGUACGACGCAUUCGCCCGCGACGUCCUCGACGACCGUACCGUACGGAAACGUCGCAUAAAGAAGGUUGGUAUUUGGACGCUGCAGUUAGCUGCUCAGGCACUGUUCUUGGGACUGGCUGGUAAUAUGGCAUAAUAGAUGGAUAUACCCGCAUGAGGAGGUCUGCAUCCUGUACGAUACGUGCUUUUUUGCUUUUGGCAUGGCGCUAUGGCGUUGGAAAGGUCACCACAUGGGACCGAGGAUGAAUUUUGGGCAGGAGGACGGGCUUUGUGUGUAAGUAUGUGUACAGUAUAUCUUUAUGAUGAGACGAUUACUUGACAUUUAUUCAAGAGCUAUGGAGCUAUUCCGCAAUGGCCAUCCAGUGUUCCUGCUCGAGUGUCUGGUGAGGAAGCAGCGUUGACUAGGACUUACCUCCCUUCGCCCCACGUCUCGCCUCGUACUCUCUCCGCCUUGCCCUCGUCGUACCUUACAUGCUUGUAAGACACGAAAACUCUUCUGACCGACAAUCGCUC